Messenger RNA from Momordica charantia (bitter melon), 1367 nucleotides. The record is from RefSeq and is a predicted model, not a curated record. Lineage: Eukaryota; Viridiplantae; Streptophyta; Magnoliopsida; Cucurbitales; Cucurbitaceae.
UCUCUUAUUUCUCUAUUUUGCGUAAUUUCUGCUUCUCCCAAGUAUUUCCCAACAUUAAUUUUUAAACAUGACGAACCCGAAUGUUGUAGUAUCCGACCCGAAAUCCGGCAUCAACAUGGCCAUCACCCUCACAGUAUCCCAUCCUUCCGCGUUGGAGAUGUUUGAGCAGAUAAUUGAUGCUUCCAAAGGGAAGCAAAUAGUCAUGUUUUUGGACUAUGAUGGUACACUUUCGCCAAUUGUGGACGACCCAGAUCGAGCUUUCAUGUCUCGUGCGAUGAGAAAAACGGUGAAAAAGGUAGCGAGAAGCUUCCCCACCGCAAUAGUGAGCGGGAGGCGGAGAGACAAGGUUUAUGGGUUUGUGAAAUUAGAAGAACUGUAUUAUGCCGGAAGCCAUGGAAUGGAUAUUAAAGGACCGACAAAAGAUUCCAAUUACACUAAAUGUACCCAAUCUGUUCUCUUUCAACCUGCCAGUGAAUUUCUUCCCAUGAUCGACCAGGUUUAUAAACAGCUGGUUGAAAAAACAAAAUCAACUCCAGGAGCAAAGGUGGAGAACAACAAGUUCUGUCUCUCUGUGCACUUUCGCUGUGUCGAAGAAAAGAAAUGGAAUGAAUUGGCUCAACAAGUGAAAUCUGUGUUGAAGGACUUCCCCAAGCUCCAACUAACCUACGGAAGAAAGGUAUUAGAGAUUCGUCCAACCAUUAAGUGGGAUAAAGGAAAGGCUUUGGAAUUUUUAUUGGAGUCACUCGGAUUCAACAGUUGUUCGGAUGUUUUUCCCGUUUAUAUUGGUGAUGAUCGAACCGAUGAAGAUGCAUUUAAGAUCAUAAGAGAGAGAGGACAAGGUUUCGGGAUUCUUGUGUCCAAAUUUCCAAAGGAAACRAGUGCUUCUUAUUCCUUACGUGAACCUUCCGAGGUUAUGUAUUUUUUGCAACGCUUGGCUGAGUGGAAGAAGAGGCSUCCAUUGGUAGGGCAGUGCGACUGCUAGAAGGUAGAUGUGAAAUACGAGGACGUUUUGGUCUUGGKAAGGAAAGCUACAAAACCAAACGCCUUUUUCCAAUCAAAUGUUAAAGAAGGAGUUGGUUCCGAUUGGUCGGUCUAUAUAUAAUAUAUAUAUAUCCAUAUGUAACUUAUAAUUGUUCAGAAUAUUUUAGUUAGAACUUAGAUAUAUAUAUUUUAUAUUAUAUGGAAAUAGAAGAAAAAGUUAGGUGGGUGUGGGGGGAAGUUAGUGGGGAAGCUUGGGGUUUUCUUUUUUCUUGUACUUGUACAUCCUUGGUAACUGUGUGUACAAAGGAAGGGAUCGGAAGACAAACAAAAUCUGCAACUCUUCAACUUGAUUAAUCAAGAAAUGCAUGCCUAAUUAUCUUAUCUUC